Molecule: messenger RNA, 1910 nt
Organism: Prionailurus viverrinus (fishing cat)
Lineage: Eukaryota; Metazoa; Chordata; Mammalia; Carnivora; Felidae
Gene: PMAIP1
Product: phorbol-12-myristate-13-acetate-induced protein 1
Exons: 2
Coding region: 184-348 (54 amino acids)
Biological process (GO): DNA damage response; release of cytochrome c from mitochondria; apoptotic process
Cellular component (GO): mitochondrion
Source: RefSeq, a predicted model, not a curated record
GCCGGCGCUCAGACCUGAGAGGUGCGCGCGCCUGUCGUCGCUGGUAGAGUUGGGUCCCGCCGCCCCGGUCCGGCCCGUCCCCCCCGCGCGUGCAGCUCGCGUGCCGCCGCCCCGAGGUGUUCGGGGUAGGGGACCGAGAACCCCGGGCUCCUGCGGCACGGUGGCCGGCGGCCGCUGGCGGAGAUGCCUGGGAAGAGGACGCGUAAGAGCGCGCAGCCGAGCCCCGCGCGGGCCCCGGCAGAGCCCGAAGUGGAAUGUGCCAUGCAGCUCCGGAGAUUUGGAGACAAACUGAAUUUCCGACAGAAGCUUAUGAAUCUGAUAUCCAAACUCUUCCGCUCGGGAACCUGACUGCUUUGGGAGCUUUCGAAUGAGGAGAUGGCUUUGAGAUGGAAGGUUCCCCAGUGGAUGCAAAUUUCAUCAGUUAGAAGAGACUGCCUUGUAAUGGAGGUUGUGAGGGAGAUCUCACUUGCUUUGGAUGCCCUUGGAAACCAGGAUGGGAUACAUCCAAGAGGAUUUCUGUCGGGGAUUUCCCAGAAGUCAUUUUUCUGGGGCUCGGGAGAACGUUAUAAGACCACUUUGUUUAUUUGUAAAGCAAGAAUGGAGGAACUGUGCAACAUAAGGAAUGAAUUACUUAUACCUUGAGUUUUUACUUCGAAAAUUAUUCUGGUAUGUGUGCUGAAGGUUGCUGCCCAGGGGUGCUGGCAAACGGAUAACGGUGGGCAGGGGCAAGAAAGAGCGAAUGUUCAGUGUUGGUUUUCACUUUUGGAAGACAGAAAAGUGCUGUAUAGUAUUCAGUUUAUAUAUUACCUUGUUAAAAGUAAAGAUUUCAUUCUGGAAACACAAUGUCAUGGCGAGUGUUGAUCCCGUAGGUCACUACAAAAUAUAGGGUAAUUUGAAAGCUUUUUCCUUUUGACUCGAAAUGUAUUGCUUCUGUUCGGAUGACCCUUCAUUGAAUUAUGUUCCUCUGAAUCUUCGCUGGAAAGUCUGUACUUGGGAAGAAAUGUGAUAGAGAUGUUAUAUGGUGCCAGUAAGAUUCUUACCGGUUAGGAUGUUACAACAUAAAGAACGCGGGAAUUUGCAUACUGAGAAAUAAUGGGGGAAAAAGCAAUUUAGGCUUUCUACUGCUGUAAUUAAAACUUAGUGAAACAAAAAUUCUCAAGUAACUUGAUAGGAAAAUGAAUGUAUUUCUAAAGAAGUUUUGAAAAUCUGUAAGUUGCCUUUUCUCAUACUAGUCAGUGUACCUCUUGCAAGAAGUGGUUCUUUAAAAGAAAUUAAGCAUGUUUUACAUAGGAUAUACUUUUUUAAAAAAAGAAUGGAUUGCUCAUCCAGAAUGGAAAUCUCAUCUAUAUGUGUAAUUUGCAUUAUAAUAAUAUGUAGGUUCAUGAGAUAUGAAAUAUGAAAUAAUAUGUAGGUUCAUCUAUAUGUGUAAUUUGCAUUAUAAUAAUAUGCAGGUUCAUGAAAGGUAUCAUGAAUUCCCCCCUUUUAUUGUUAGAAGGCCAGACUACCGACAAAGCCCCCAAAUACAUAAAAAAGAAAUAAUAAUGUCAUGAUUGAAUUUCAGCAAGAAUGAUCUUAUUUAUUUUACCUAUUUAUAAUUAAAAUAUUUUGUUCAGUUUCAAAGCGUAUUCGUUAAAGUUACAUUUUUAGAUUGUGAGACCAGGCUUUCCAUAAGUACUUGAACAGUAAGAAUGUUUUCAUGAUAGGCUGUAGUCACUUUAGAUGAAAAAUUACCUCAGUAUCUGUUUUUCUGCAGUGUUACUUAAGGCUGUUAGUUUAUUUCGUGGCAACGAUGUUUUUUGAUCUGUCUGGAGGCAGAUCUUUUGCCCUAUGGAUAUUUAUGGUCUGUAAUUGUAUUUAUACAGGUAAAACUUUAUACUGUAGCUGUAAACUAUUAAAGAUUAUCACCAGUC